GCCUCCGAUACAUGCAAAGAAUCCGUUGACACGAAGCGCCGACAUCCUCAGUCGCCGCUGUGAACCGAGUCAUUCAAAGGUCAGGAGUCUCGGGAGCUGUCUGCUCAAGGAGCCAUCUUUAUAUUUAUGUUGGACAUUCUUCCUGCAUGUCUGCUUGUGGCGCUCCUCAUCAUAAACAAAAUGUACAAAGCUCAUAUGUCGUCCCUCGGGACCCGGACAGACUCCGAUUAGAUCCAUCUGUUCCGAGCGAAAACAAUUGGCACAGUCAGUAACCUCGAGACACUUUGAUGUGAAAAACGGGAUUCUCCUGAAAGUCGUAUGUCGUGCCGUGCAUGUUCGCUGGAAUGGACUUUGGGUGAUCAACAUCCGCGCUCAACCGAGUCAGCCAGUGGUCAGAAGAAGAAGAAGAAGAAGAAGAAGAAGGAGAAGGAGGAGAAGGAGGAGGAGGAGGAGGCACUCCUGUAAAGUUCGGCAUGUGUAUUUGCAAUGACUGAUUGAUAUCGAGCAGCCAGAAAGGAAGGAUACAACAACAACGACCCAAAAAUCUCCUCGCGCAGCAGCCCGGCCGGCUCCACGAAGGAAGGCCUCGCGGUCGCGAUCGACAGCGAGGAGGCUGCGCAGGAAUCUUUGUUUCUGGUGAUAAAUCGAGAGCGACAGAAUGGGACCUGGAAUGUGGAGCUUGAUUACUUUGUUUGGUCUGUCGCUCUGGAGCAACGGUGAAGCCGUCAUCGAGAAGCCCUUCGCCGCGCGGCCACGGAGAGCGGCGGAGGCCAAUGGAGAAAAAAACACCAGGUGCUCCUACACCUUCCUGGUUCCCGAGCAGAAGAUCACAGGCCCCAUCUGCGCGGCCAGAGGUCCCGUCCCUGACGAAGACCGAGUGACUCGCCUCGACGUGGCCGCGGUGAGCGACCUUCUGUCGAAGCAAAGGCGGGAAAUGGAGACAGUGAAGCUGGUGGUGGAUGUGGACGGGAACCUGGUGAAUGAGAUGAAGCUGCUGAGGAAAGAGAGCAGGAACAUGAAUUCCAGGGUGACCCAGCUCUACAUGCAGCUGCUGCACGAAAUCAUCAGGAAGAGGGACAACUCACUGGAGCUGGCUCAGCUGGAGACGCGCAUCCUGAACGCCACCGCUGAGUCGCUGCGGCUGUCCUCGCGCUACAAGGAGCUGGAGGCCAAAUACGCCGCCCUCUCGGCGAUGGUGAACAACCAGUCGGUGGUGAUCGGAGCUCUGGAGGAGAGCUGUAUGAAGAUGGAGGACCGCAGGCGAGAGCCGCCGCCGCUGAGCCCUCCGAUGGCGCACGUGGUGCCCGAGAACAUUCCCGUCAAUGUGCCGCGUUUCACCAAUGAGAUACGAGGGGAUAAUAGCGGACGCUUUGCCCGCGAAAGGGGCUCUCGCUCUGGGCCGUCGCCAACCGGCGGCACCCUGGAAGUCCAGAAACCUCCUCAAACAAACUUUAGCGCCGAAGGUCCGUUCCGCGACUGUCUGGAAGCGCAAGAGGCCGGCCACGUCGCCAGCGGCAUGUACCUGAUCAAACCGGACGAGGCGGAGACAUCCCUGCAGGUCUGGUGUGAGCAGGAUAUGGACAACGGAGGCUGGACUGUGAUUCUGAGCAGGAAAGACGGCUCUGUUAACUUCUUCAGGAACUGGGAGAAUUACAAGAGCGGCUUCGGCAACACCGACGGGGAGUACUGGCUGGGUCUGGAAGGCAUUUACAAGCUGGGACGUCAGGGCGACUACAAGCUGCAGGUGGAGCUGGAGGACUGGAUGGACAAGAAGGUGUACGCUCAGUACAGUAGCUUCCACCUGGAGCCUGAGAGCGAGGGCUACCGCCUACGCUUGGGCACCUAUCGAGGCAACGCCGGCGACUCCCUCAGCGGCCACAACGGCAAACAGUUCACGACUCUGGAUCGGGACAAGGACGCGUUCUCGGGUAACUGCGCCCAUUUCCACAAAGGAGGCUGGUGGUACAACGCUUGCGGCCAAGCCAAUCUCAACGGCGUGUGGUACAGCGGCGGCGUCUACAGAAGCAAAUUCCAGGAUGGCAUCUUCUGGGCUGACUACGGCGGCGGCUUCUACUCCAUGAAGUCGGUCCGCCUGAUGAUUCGGCCCAUAGACGGAUGAGGCGCUCCCAACUGGAAGCUCAUUUGAAAGUGUGCCGUUAACCCAACGGCGAUCAACAGUCCGUCCUUUUACAGUUAGGACUCUUCUGUUUAUAUGUACAUGCAUAUCAUUAUCGAAACAAAUUGGGAGUUUGGGGACGUAUUUAUAAGAUGUAUUGUUACUUUAACCAAUAAUUAUAUAUAUAUCUAUAUAUAUAUAUAUUCAUUGGUGAAGGAAAACGAAGAACUGCAGGUGCAGUUAAAUCAAAGUUAUGCAACACGUCUGUCUAAUUUGGGGGUUUUCCUUAUUCCUGCUCCCCCCAAGCAGGAGCUGCCAGGCUUCCAAUCUUAACGCAGCUCUUCCUACCUCACCGCCAUGAGAAACAUCUGAAGGAAACACACAUUUUGGGGUAUUUGACUUGUGCCGUGCUUCCUGGAAACUGGAAAAUUGAUCUUUACAGCUUUCUUUUUUCGACUCGCCCCCUCCGAAAUCAAGCCCUUUCAUUUUUCUCUUGACACUUCAAAUGACCUUUGUGCGAUGUGUUUAACUACUUUGGGCAGAAACUCUAAUUUAUAUGUACAAUUAACUUAUCAGAACAGUGAAAAGGGCCCGGUGUCCUGAGGGAAAGGAUGUAUAGCAAUCAUUGUGUGUGUGCGUGCGUUUUCACAUAUGGACAUGUGUUGCUUGUUUCACUCACUCAACCUUUGAUUUUGGUACGACACCCAGAGCAGCAACUGUGGAAUUUGCUGUUGUUUUGCAGCGUUUGAAGAGUUAUAGGCACUUAACGAGAAAAUAACGAGAAGCCCUUUUCACCAAGCCAGACAUGACGGCGCGAGAAAAGGAGCAGGGGCCGUCUGGGGAUGGAUUCGGAUGGAAAGUUAUUCCCGCUCGCCCCCUUUUAAAUCCAUACAGACAUUUAUUUACAUUCUUUCCACACAAAACCGCUUGAACCGUAUGUUCCCUUCCAUCAACUCAUUCACGGGUCGGUGUACGCAGUAAGCGCUGAUAUGAAAGUCGAGUUGGAAUGGUUCUUUGAGGAGAGGAGUGUUUGAGCUGCCUUAUUGCCGUUUGGCUUUUUGACCUUCACGUUACACGGGUCGGGUCAAAUUGGAAUUCAAAGCUACUUUGGGUUAGAGAGCGGGCACAACGUGCGACUUCAUAACUUAGCGGUCCACAGCAAAGGAUCACCACUGUGCCAUUCUGCCAUUUGAGUGCAUGUUGACAUUCCAAACUUAUAGAUCAACGGUUACAUGAAAUCCAGUGAAAGAAACAGAUUGUCUUCCUGGAAAGAAAGUUGUCAGAGCGACGAUCCGGAGCAUUCUAUAUUUGACGUUAUCGAAAUGCAGAGUUGCGCUUGCGUGAUCCUCGUUGUUGCAGGAACACAUUUGACACAAUGCGGAUAUUGCACAAUCCCAUUUCAUUGAGAGUGCUAACACAUUUUGGUGGGUAACUGGAAAAGAGCAAUUCAUCAGUUCACGUAUGACUCAUAACCACAAUAAUUGAUGACAUUUGGUUGACGUAUCCGUCACACCGUUGCAAAAAUGAGAGAAACACAUUUCGAACCUGUUAGAGAUUUGGGUUUGUUUCAAACGGUAUUUUCCCGGCUGGAAGUGACACGUCCAGUUUGAGGAAAGACUUUAAGAAGUAAAUAUACUUUUCAAAUAUAUUCACCUUUUCUUUUCUUGUGUCAUUUGCAGCUCAAAGAUUCCACUCACCGUAUUAAAAUUCACCUUAACUUAA
Phyllopteryx taeniolatus (common seadragon) is the source of this 3838-nucleotide messenger RNA. RefSeq names its product angiopoietin-related protein 1-like. The record is from RefSeq and is a predicted model, not a curated record. Bases 659 to 2119 code for a protein of 486 amino acids. The transcript is spliced from 5 exons. Gene Ontology annotation, biological process: cell surface receptor protein tyrosine kinase signaling pathway. Lineage: Eukaryota; Metazoa; Chordata; Actinopteri; Syngnathiformes; Syngnathidae.